AUGAGCUAUAUAACAACCGAAUUUCGAGGGCCAGAAAAACUCGUACCGACAUCUAAUCGUUGUAUAACUAAUACUUAUAACCAUCAAACCGAAGCAAACGCAAAUUGGAUCCUUGACAAUCAGCAGAUGGAGUUUGACUGUACUCAAAAUCGUAAUGAACAUACUGACAGUCCUCUGAACGAAAGGUCAAUUAACAACAGUAAGCUCGAUGAAAAUGAUAACGGCAACCGUUUAUAUAAACGGAAAAAAUUGAUAAUAAAGCCAUAUGUUAACGAUAAACAUAAUCAAAAUACAUAUGCCUCGGUGUUAAAGUUUCCGAAAAUGUUGUUUAUACCGAAUGAAAAUACAACUCGUUAUGGCAAAUUAUGGGAUAAUAAUAAGGGACGCACUCCGCAUUCAAGAGUACCCUGGAACACUCAAGAAGAUCGACGUUUACGCGAGUUGUAUGUUCGUCUGGGGCCAAGAUGGUCAAAAAUUGCUGCUCAAUUAGGCACUGCUAGAUGUGGAAAACAAUGUGAAGAGAGAUAUAACUAUCAUCUAAGACCAAACAUUACUAAGGAUCCGUUAAGCAAACUAGAAAAAAUGGCCAUCUCAAGAUUGCAUCAAAUUUAUGGACCAGAAUGGGCACGCAUAGCUAAGCGACUUCGCGGACGUACUGGUCUUGCG
This is a messenger RNA of Paraglomus occultum, 666 nucleotides long. Lineage: Eukaryota; Fungi; Glomeromycota; Glomeromycetes; Paraglomerales; Paraglomeraceae. The record is from the annotation of a GenBank genome assembly.